AUGCCUGCGACCGAGUCGUCGCUGAGACAAUCACCAGCGUUAUUUCAACGCCCGACUACGCCGGAGGCACCAGUCACCUUUGAGGUCAUCGGCACCACGACGGCAGGAGACAAGCCGCAUUCAAGAGCGGAUCAUUUGAGAGAUGGAAUUCCCCCGUGCGUGGAAAUCAUGACGGGCGCGCCAUUCCCGCUUGGCGAGGAAAGUGAGCGAUUUGACUGUUGUGUCCCUGUUGAGGUGGUUGUGACCGAGAACAAAUCCUCGAACCGUCGGUAUAUCUCCGUCUCCAAACCGGCCAAACGGCGCCAGCAUAGGAGAUCUGCCGGGGGUGACUUCACCAAGGGCGAUGUUAUAGUGGAGGCAGGGGAGUGUAUUCAGCCACAUCACAUCAUGGCGCUGGCGUCCGUUGGUGUGAGGGAGGUUCCUGUCCUGCGCAGACCUCGAGUUGCAGUUUUCUCGACGGGAUCUGAGCUUCUGGACGGUGUCAAAUCCCACCAGUUCAUGAUUUCCGAUGCAAAUGGUCCGUAUUUGACCUCAAUGCUGCGUAAAUGGGGAGUCGAUGUGGACUUUCGCGGAGUCAUCGUUGACCACCAAGGGACUAUGGAGGAGGCAGUUCGGUCCGCACUUGAUGAUGAGUACGACAUGAUUGUGACUUCUGGCGCGGUCUCAGCCGGUCGAUGUGAUCUCAUUCCCGGUUUGAUCGAGCGGAUAGGAGGCCGGACUGUUUUCCACAAGGUUGCUGUCAAGCCAGGACAUCCGAUCUUAUUCUCCAUGCUUCCUCGGGAAACGGGUGAAACGGCGUUCUUCGGGCUGCCAGGGAACCCAGUCGCGGCGGCGGCCUGUCUUCGCUUCUUCGCCUUGCGAUAUCUCCAGACACUUCAGCUGCAAAGGCCAGAACAACCGCGGGUGGCCGUUCUCCGGUUGUCACGCGAAGAUACCGACUCGUGCAACGGGACGAAGAGAGACCUGACAUUCCAAAAAGAGCCAGACAUCUUCCGACCGGCGAUAUCACAGUCCGGGCAAGUCUGGAUCAUCGAAGACCAUAGUCCCGGCAAGACAAAGCCGUUCCUGCAAGCCGAUUGCUGGGUGCAUAUUCCGAGUGGGGUGUCCGAAUUGCGCGCGGGGAGUCCAGUUAGCAUAUACCCUUUCUAA
Molecule: messenger RNA, 1149 nt
Organism: Aspergillus mulundensis
Lineage: Eukaryota; Fungi; Ascomycota; Eurotiomycetes; Eurotiales; Aspergillaceae
Product: molybdopterin molybdotransferase MoeA
Exons: 2
Coding region: 1-1149 (382 amino acids)
Biological process (GO): Mo-molybdopterin cofactor biosynthetic process; molybdenum incorporation into molybdenum-molybdopterin complex
Cellular component (GO): cytosol; cytoplasm
Molecular function (GO): molybdopterin molybdotransferase activity
Source: RefSeq, a predicted model, not a curated record